UAAAUGAAUUUGCAUCUUCUUCUAGAAAAAGAAAAGAAAAAGAAUUCGCAUCUCGGCGCGAGAAUACAAAGUGUGCCCUCGAGGAAUAGGUUCUAGGUAGACAGAUCUAGGACCACGCUAAAGCCCAGAGCCCGACACCAGCUGCCAUGGCAGGAGGAACUGGAGGAGCUGGGGGAGGAACAGGGGGAGGGGACUCGUUGGCUCGCAGGGCCUGGAGGCAGUACCUGCUCCAGCUGCAGCGCCACCCACUCCGCACCAAGAUGAUCACUGCGGGGUGCCUCGCAGGCGUCAGCGACUCCGUGGCGCAGAAGCUCUCUGGAUAUCAGAAGAUUGAGAAGCGCCGCCUCCUGCUCAAGAUGAUAUUUGGGUUUGCAUAUGGUGGCCCAUUUGGGCAUUUCCUGCAUAAAGUGUUGGAUUAUAUCUUUAAAGGGAAGAAGGAUACCAAAACUGUAGCUAAGAAGGUGUUGCUGGAGCAGAUCACUUCCUCUCCCUGGAACAAUUUACUCUUCUUAUUCUAUUAUGGAUAUGUUGUUGAGAAGAGGCCUUUCAAGGAGGUGAAGACUAGGGUGAAGAAACAAUAUCUGUCAGUGCAAUUGUCUGCUUGGAUGUUUUGGCCAGUAGUUGGUUGGAUAAACCAUCAAUACGUGCCUUUGCAGUUUCGGGUGAUUGUCCACAGCUUUGUUGCAUGUUGCUGGGGGAUAUUUCUCAACCUUCGCGCCAGAGCCAUGUCUUUGAAGCAGUCAUAGACAGAUUUAGUGGGGGUAUAACACUGCUCCAUAAUGGUUCAAACUGGCCGGAGAACAAGGAUGCUGAUUGCUAUGUAAUAUACCGUUGAUUGUCCUAGGGUAUUUAAAUAGAAGGAUUUCGAUACUUGUUUGGUAUCAAGUUGCAGAUUUGUUUGUCAACGCAUGCGAGGCCGCUUAUCUGAUUUCUCUGUUGGUACUAUUUAAGCUUUGUGACUGAAACGUAAUUGAAUUAUAUUAACUAUGGAUAUAUUCGGUCUA
Messenger RNA from Aegilops tauschii subsp. strangulata, 1004 nucleotides. Its product is annotated as peroxisomal membrane protein PMP22. The record is from RefSeq and is a predicted model, not a curated record. Gene Ontology annotation, cellular component: cytoplasm; membrane. Lineage: Eukaryota; Viridiplantae; Streptophyta; Magnoliopsida; Poales; Poaceae.